AUGACCCUUAUCAUUCAAUAUCUGCAAGAAGGGAUUCUUACAGAAAACAAGGCGGAAGCUAGGAAGAUCCAAAACAACGCGUUGUUCUAUCAAAUGGACAAUGGCAUUCUUUACAGGAGAUCUUUUUUUGGGUCACUAUUACACUGCGUGGACCCCCAAGAUGUAAGCUACUUAAUCAGGGAAAUUCAUGAAGGCAUAUGUGGAAUACAUGCGGGCCCUCGCAUGGUUGUGGCAAAGAUCAUGAAUGCAGGCUAUUAUUGGCCAGGGAUGCACGUCGAUGCUUUAAAUGAACUGCGCAAAUGUGAUGCAUGUCAAAGGCAUGCGCCGAAGACCCUGCGCCCAAAAAAUGAUUUGAUCCAGUUUCAACAGCCUGGCCUUUCCAGCAGUGGGAAUCGAUAUGGUGGGACCCUUUCCUGA
Molecule: messenger RNA, 417 nt
Organism: Helianthus annuus (common sunflower)
Lineage: Eukaryota; Viridiplantae; Streptophyta; Magnoliopsida; Asterales; Asteraceae
Exons: 1
Coding region: 1-417 (138 amino acids)
Source: RefSeq, a predicted model, not a curated record